UCUUGUUAUUAUUAUUAUUGCUAUUUUGUUUUGUUGUAAAGUGUGUGCCUCUUUAACUAUACCUUUAUUUGCUAAAAAGAAUUUUUCCUUAAGUUUUCUCGACCAAUCUAUCGCCCCUAAAGAUCUUUCUCAAAACUGUUUAGAGAGAGCAAUUCACCAACUGAUCAAUUCCCCUAAUUAACACGAAAGAAAAACAAUGACUCUUUUGUUAGGAAAAUUCUCUAACUAUUAUCCCAAUAUUUUUGUUUUAAUAUAAUUUGCUGGAAUUUAUAUACUAGUUUAAUUUAAAAAGCAAAUUGUUGAAUUUCUGACCUUUCAGCAAAUUCCCUCUCCAUUCAGUCAUUUGUCAUUUCCGUGAAUUGUCUUCACUUUUCUCUCUUUUCUCUUUUAAACCUUUCCUUCCUUCAAUAUUGGCCAUUCCCGUGUAAAAAUAAAUCGUUGUCAGCUUUUUCUUUUUAAAACUUUUUUUCUGGUCAUUUAUUGGUUUCAUUUUACACUUUUAAAAAGUAAAGAAAGAUAAAUAAUAUGCCCAAACCUUCCUCUCUUUUUACCAAAUUACAAGUCCGCCUAAAACGUUUUCCUCGAUUGGAUGACGGUUUAGAGUCAACAGACGAAGAAGGAGAAUCAGAAUUUCACGCUAAAAAAUUUCCUAAUCCUUUAUUUGAUGGAGAAAUUAUUGAAACUACACCAAAAAUGACAGGAAGAAGACAAAGAGCUGUUCGCUUCAACUCUCCAAAUGGUCUGUCUCCACCUUCAGCUCCUCCUCGCCCACCUCUGCCAAAUUCAUUUCCUUCUGGCAACGCUGCAGCAUUACCUCCAAAACCAAAAUCUCCCCAACCGGCCCCAAGGCGUUCAUUUUCUCAAAUAAGCCCUCCCUCAAUUUAUUAUUCACAAAAUGGAAAUAAUUCUUCUGAUGAAAAUACUUGGAUUGCUAGUAAUCAAGAUAAUAAAAAUAAUUUUGGAGAAAAUUCACAACCACCAAGGCCUAAUCGAAAUAAUAAUAACUGUCAAAGAGCAAAUUCAUUAUUACGACAAAUGAGAAAUUCUGAGUCAAAUGAAUUUGAUGAACCUAUUGAAUGUAGCAGUAGACAAAGGGCAGGUUUAUCAUCCUCAUCAUCCCCACCAAUUUAUUUAUUUUUGGAGCAUCAAGGAGAAACUAAACGUUCAACAUUUCCCCCAAAUCUACGUUCAAUAGAACAUUUAAAAAGUUUAUUUUUGCGUUCAUUUCCCUUAUUAGAAUCCAAACAUUUACAUUCAAAUAAUGUAAAGAUUUAUAUUCAAAAAUUAAAUUCUCCACACGGAUUGUUUUAUGAAUUGGAAAAUUUGGAGGAUUUGGAAGAUUCUUGUGUUUUAAGACUUUUUGAACAAAAUUUGCCUUCUUCGCCUUCAUUUAAUCGUCGAAAUAAUGCCCCAAUAAUUGAAUGUCUUAGUGAACCAGAAAUUAAUGAAUGGGGAGAUGAAUUAAAUAAACAACAAAUUAUUAGACCAGCAUCCGUUUUAGGCUCUAAUUUUAAUAAAAACAAACAAAAAAGAAGAAUAUUAAUUGAUGGGGGACAUACAAGUGAUUCUUCUACUUGCUCUUUUGGGGGUAAUCAAACACCUAUUUAUUAUACUACAAAAUCGGGAUCGAGCACUCCAAGGGAAGAAAUUGUUGAACAACACCAACAAGAAGAAACACGGAGAAAGGUUGACAGUUUAGAACGUCAAAUGGCUACAUUAUGUUCAUUAGUUCAAUGUGCUCUAUUGCCUUAUCGAGAAGGAAAUGUUAACAAUAAUUCUGAACGUCAAAUGCUUCAUUUUGACGGGGCUCUAGCUUUGGCUGAUUCCACAACUUCGACAACACUUUCUAAUGGAUCUGAAUGUUUUGAUAGAUUUAAAAAUGAUUUUAAGGAAUGGGGACAUAUAAUUAAUGAAUUGGAGGUUAUUAGAGGGGAUUUGGAUUUACUUAAACAGGAUGUUCAGAGAAACACAUUAAAUGGAAAUGAAAUGAUACAAGAUGUAUUAAAUCAAAUAAAGAGAACAACAAAUUUAAAUACAAAUUUAUUUCAACAAAAUUUAUUUAUUACAAAUUAUUUAAAUAGAUUAUUUAAUGUCCAAUCUUCUUUAAAAAAUUUCGAAUCUAAUUUAGAGAAUACGAGAAGUGCUGUUUUAAAUUCUACAAGAAGAUUGAAAUUGGAUGAAGUUAAUGAAUUAACUACAGCUUUGGGGGAAAUUGGGCGGGAAUCUGUGGAAUUGAAAGGUGCUGAAUUUAAUUUGUUUGGAAGUUGAUAAAACUGAAAAAGUGUUUAAUUUCACAUUAAUUGAUAAAUUUGAUUUCCCUCCUUCCUUUCCCAAUAGAAAACUAAAUGGACUUUUUAAAUCUGUGGCCUCCAUAAUUAUUUUUUUCCCAAAUCGAAAUUUCGAAUCCACCCCAGAGCUAAACCCAGAAGACCUACGCCCAAAAGAUAUUGACC
Meloidogyne enterolobii is the source of this 2453-nucleotide messenger RNA. The record is from the annotation of a GenBank genome assembly. NCBI's taxonomy places the organism in Eukaryota, Metazoa, Nematoda, Chromadorea, Rhabditida, Meloidogynidae.